UAGUCCACGCUGCUUGGUCUUCUGCACGUUAUAUAUAUACUUUAAACAACCGUACCUACGGAAGGGAUUUAUUUCAUUAUGACUUACUUAAUGGAGGAUUAUUUUACACUAAUUCGCCAUAUGUACAAGAAGUAACAUAUAUUGGUAAGGGGAUUCAAGAUAAUCCCACUCACCUAUUUUUAAUAACUAUGGAUGGAUACAUGGAAGAUUGCACUAUGAUGUUUAGGACAGAAAUAGGUCAGAAUUACUCCAGCACGUCACCAGCUAGACACUUUUGCUCUAAAUCAAAUUCAUUACAACCGUUUACAUUUAAUAUGACGUCUGUCAAUAUUUAUUCUGGUGAUCCUCCUAACCCUGACCACCCUAUUGCACCUAGUGUUGUCAUAGGAUAUUGUUCCUUAGGAAUAAAUAUUGAUAAUCAUAAUAGCAUUACACCCACUACGAAUGCUUUCGAAUGCCUUGAUCAAUUAACCUCAAAACCUCUUGGAACUCAUUUUGGGCUUGUUCAAAUUGGAAAUGAUGUGUCAAACUUUUUUGAUAUUAAUGAUUAUUCACCCUCUACGAUUUCCCUAGCUAAUGCAGUAAACAAUUUUGCUCAAAUAGUCAAUUCGGUUUUUCUCGGUGCACAAGACGGCUCUAAUAAUGCGAUAAAUAAUAUAGACGAUAUUAGAGCUAAACUUACUCCAGAAAAAAUUAAUAAAACACCAGAUUUAGUUUUUGAAAUUGUACUAGGAAUAUAUGUUAGCCUGAUGGGCACAGCAGUAGCUGCAUUAGGUCCGAGUGCAAUAGCAGGUGAAGUAGUUACAGCAGAAGUGGGUGCAGGAGUGGGUGCAGAAACGGAUGCAGUUUAUGUUGAAAAUGAAGCUAUUGUAGCUGAGGAAAAUUUUGGUAACGAAUUGACCUCAUACGCAGAAGAAGUUGAACAGGAAGUAGGGGGAUUAGAAAACGAAGUUCCAAAAAUUAACGAAUAUGCCGAGGAUCAUUUAAAUAAAGCCGAGCUUUCACUUUCGCGUAAUAAUUUGGAUGGUUUAUAUGAAAAUUUACAAAAAAGUAAGGAGGCUAUUGAGGAACUUAAAAAACUUGGUGCAUUAGAAGAAAAUUUAGAAUAUCGUUAUUUUAAUAUUUACUGGAGAUCAUUUGAUAGAUUUGCUAAUGCCCAAGUCCAAAUGUCUCCUAGAAUGAGAGGGACUACAUCGGCUAUGGAACUUGUGCAGAGAGCAUUAGGUUCUGGAUCUAAAUUUAGUCCAUCAGCAUUGAGGGGACCAUGGCGACCGUCCGAGAUCACUCCUGCAGAAGAAAGUCCUGGAAAUAUAAAAAGGGAUUUGUUAAAUAAUAAAAUAGGAGGAACUAUUGAUUUAGAAACGAUAUCUUUGAAAGAAGUCAUGUACGAUCUCGCAAAUAAUUUUAGUCAAUCAAUUUCUAUUGAUGAUUUUAAAGAUCAAGUUAAAAAUGUACUAUCGACAAUUAGCACGGAACUUAAAAAUAAUAUUGCUACCGAUCUUAAUGGAAGCGAUAUUUCUAUCUUGGAUAAUUUCAUUAAACCCAAGUUAGGAGUUACUAAUGAUUAUGGUAAAAGUUUAACUAGUACUAUGGCAAAGGAUUUUCUGACAGCGCGUAUAACAAGUAUAGUUAUGACAGGAUUUGGUGCUGUCAUAUGUAAUAAUGAUGUUGCACACGAAUGUGAAGAAUAUCAGUGCUCUUGUAAUACACCUAUUGGCGAUAAUAAUAAAACUUGUAUAUUUGCAGGUGGAUUUGGACCUAAUAAUGCUGGAACUUAUUAUGGGUAUAGAGAUUCACAUUUAAAUCUAAUUAAACAGUGGAACAAUGUGGCAGGCAUUUGCCAAAAUGUCAAUGGUUGGCAAUUCAAUUAUGAUACUUGUGAAGGAUAUUACAGACAUGACAAAUGCAAAUCAGCUUGCAAGGGAAAAAAUAAAAGAUCUACUAAAUAUCUAAGUUGUGCAGCAACACAGAAUUAA
This is a messenger RNA of Cetraspora pellucida, 1976 nucleotides long. The record is from the annotation of a GenBank genome assembly. NCBI's taxonomy places the organism in Eukaryota, Fungi, Glomeromycota, Glomeromycetes, Diversisporales, Gigasporaceae.